AUGCACGCAAAUGUCUCGUCCGACGCCGUUGCCGCCGACGAGGACACAACUUCUGUUGUUUUUAUUCAUAAUAGUGGCCUCAUUUUUUCGGCAACUCAACGGCACUCAAAUACAAUACUUAUAAUUUCUUAUUGUUGGCCAGCACUACUUCUGUCAUUUUUUUCCAUUAUCGGUAUUAUUGGUAAUUUACUUGUUUGUCUAGCAAUAGCAACUGAACGACGUUUACAAAAUCGCACAAAUUGGUUUCUUUUCUCAUUAGCACUUGCUGACAUGCUCGUAUCGGGUCUUGUCAUUCCAUUAGCUGUUGUUAAAGAAUUUACAGGUUUUUGGAUAUUAGGUCCAGCUUUGUGCGAUUUAUGGAUAUUUUUGGAUGUUUGUUCGUGUACAUCAUCAAUUAUGCAUAUAGUUGUUAUUUCAAUUGAUCGUUAUUUAGCAAUAAAUGAUCCAUUAAAUACUCGUAAUCGACAACAAAAAUGUAAAAUUCUUGUAUUGAUUAUACUUGUUUGGUUAAUUGCAAUUUUAUUAUCAUCUCCAAUGAUUGUGCUUGGUGCAAUUAAUCCAUAUAAUAUUUUUAUUGAUGGACAAUGUUUAAUAAAUAAUCAAUUUUUUGUUAUCUAUGGUAGUGUUGUUUCAUUUGUCAUCCCAUUGAUUAUAGUUAUUAUUAUGUAUACACUAACGGUACGUCGUUUAAAAGAACAAAUACGACAGUGUCAAACACAACUUGCUCAAGAACAAUUAGCUCGUGCAGCUAGUUUAGUUGCUAAACCAUUUUUAAGACGACAUAUACCAACACGAGAUACUGCUAAUGCAGCUGCCAUUGCUAAUACUAAUUCACAAUGGACACCAUUAUCAAUUAGAGUAUUAAAACGUACACGUUUACGGCGACCUCAAACAAGUUUAGAAUUAAGCGAAGAAAGUGCAGAUAAUACAAGUUUACAACAACAAAGACAACAACAACUACAACAAGAACAAUGUGAUCAAGAAUCUCAAAUUGAAGAAAAACCAAUUGUGUUACAAGAUCUUCCAUCACAAGCACCAAUAAAAUCUUCACCACAUAUUGAAUAUGCUUGUCCAACAAAUCCAUUUUAUCAAUUAAAAUGUACCUGUAAUCAUCAACAAGAACAACAACAGCAACAACAACAACAACCACAACCACAAUUAGAAACUGUUUUUGAACCUGAAUCACGUUUAAAUUGUUUAAAAUAUUUUUGUAGUCGUACAAAUACUAGUCCUUCUCCACGUUUACGUCGACAUUGUUCUCCUAAACCACAUCCAAUGUCAACAGAAUCAAAUCAAUGUUUAACAUCUUCAAGUCGUUCGACAUCUCGUAGAACUGCAAGAAGAAAUUGGAAUCGUUCAACAAUAACACCAAGUCCUAGUAUGUCACGUACAAAAUCUUCAGCUGUACGUAAUGAACAAAAAGCAGUUAAAGUACUUGGUGUUGUUUUUGUUAUAUUUGUCGUAGCAUGGUUUCCAUUUUGUAUUAUGAAUUUAUUACAAGGAGUUUGUAAACGAUGUUCAGUUAAUCCAAAUAUUUUAAAUGGUUUUGUUUGGCUUGGUUAUGUUUCAUCAACAAUUAAUCCACUUGUUUACACAAUAUUUAAUCGUAAUUUUCGUUUAAAAUUUAUUGCUCUACUUAGAUGUCAUUGUUUAUAUUCAACAAGACGACAUAGACAUUUUGCAUAUUAUCCAAGUUAUUCAUCAUCAUAUCGAUCACGUCUUCAAGGAAGAAAUGGUUUAACAAAAAAUGAUCUUGGUCGUAUGGAUACAUUUUAUGAACAACAAGAAUUAAAAUUAUUACAUACAAUACCACAACAAUUAUAA
Rotaria sp. Silwood1 is the source of this 1824-nucleotide messenger RNA. Lineage: Eukaryota; Metazoa; Rotifera; Eurotatoria; Philodinida; Philodinidae. The record is from the annotation of a GenBank genome assembly.